CGGAUCGCGAGGCGAGGUAGAAACGAGGUGGGUUUUGUUCCUCCGCCUCCUUUGCGUAACCGCCGCCAGAAUUGGAUAGCAAACGUUCUGUCAUUGUUGGUGUUGACAUGAUGUUUACUACACUUAUUUCUGUCCCUCUGCUCGCGCUGGCCGUUUCGAGUCUUCCAAUUUUGCCGGACUCUAAGCAGAUGUCAGGAGAAAUACAAGAUUCUAUGCAAGUGGCUUUUCGUUUGCGUCCAUCACAUCCAGAUGACUUCUAUCGCGACACUGAAAUGGUCAUCGGGCCCACAUCCGCUGCUGCAGAUGUUGAUGCAGUACACGGGUCGAUCAACACAGAAGGUCUCGUGCCUUUUGGUCAACGAAUCAUGACUGUGAUCAGCUCAGGAGACGAAGUGCCAACUACGCACAACCUCCCAGACCUCGUCACUAACUAUGGGGAAGCAGAUUUCUUGACUUCUGUUUUUACCCUCUUCCUCAUCUUCUCAUGCACUAUUGCGCUGCUUGCAUUGGCCUCUGUAGGCCUGAGAUUGUAUGCCAUCAAAGACUUACAUACCCAAAUUCUUUGGUCUUACAAGGCUUGGCAAAGUCUACUCCAUGCUGAGAAUUAUGCAGUGUUAUCCUCCUGCAGGAGAAAUUCAAACACUGGAACAGUUAUAGCGGUAACGCAGAGUAUACUGAAUGAGAAGUCCGAGGAACCCCCGUAUUUCAGUGCUCGCGCGUCUGCACUAUUGUCCUAUGUCUCUAUCACUACCUCCGAUGACUCACAAGAAGACUCAGAAGACGAGAAGUUUCACGAUGCUUUGGACAUUCUGCCGUCUCUUGGCGUGCAAGAUCCGUCACCUGAUUCACCUUUGCGGAAUCUCUCUUUACCACCCAUCCCAACGGCACCUGACCCUACCCCAGAUGAUCGACCCACACCUCCACAAGCAUGUGUACACCCAGCAAUAAAUUCUGAAGCUCGCGAACCACCUGCACGUCCUUCCUGGUCCGUGCGGGUCGCUAGUUCUACUCCCGUAACUCCUUCGUCACCCCUUAUCCAUCCUCGCAGUCGCGCAUACCGUGGUGUGCCCGAGUUUGACAUUGCUCUGGCGAUGCAGCUCAGGCCAGGCCGCGGCGUUGGCGCCGACCCAGCGUGGAUGGUGCGCUUUUUAAUGGCUAUUUUCGGAUGGUUUGCUGUUGCGCUCGCAGGGAACAAAUAAUUUCAGUGCAGGUUGGAAUUCUAUUUACAUGCCCGCCGACCCUGACUUGCCACGAGGUUCCAAUUUAUGACUGCCCUUGCAGGGCGUAGGGUGCUGGUGCUCCCUGACACUUCGGCAUUUUUGUGAAGGAAUCUAUUACAUGGAAGGAACAUUGCAUCGCAUCCAUCAUAUCCCGAAAAAUAUCGUUUCUAUGCCAUCAAUUGUCUCGCAACUUUGAUACCUUUCAUGACACCCUACGACACCUUAGUUUGUUAUAGUAACGAUUCAAAGUUUACUCUGAUCAACUUUCUCGACCACAUCUUUCCGACCGCAUUUUCACCGAACUCGACAGCAUGCUGUAUGUACAUACGUAAUUGCGAUCUGACAUGUAAGUUUAGCCAUUUGAAAUGAGUUUUCUUCUUCUCUGA
Molecule: messenger RNA, 1606 nt
Organism: Suillus fuscotomentosus
Lineage: Eukaryota; Fungi; Basidiomycota; Agaricomycetes; Boletales; Suillaceae
Exons: 3
Coding region: 108-1199 (363 amino acids)
Source: RefSeq, a predicted model, not a curated record